Molecule: messenger RNA, 525 nt
Organism: Rotaria socialis
Lineage: Eukaryota; Metazoa; Rotifera; Eurotatoria; Philodinida; Philodinidae
Source: the annotation of a GenBank genome assembly
AUGGAAUAUUGGAUGUCGGAGGUCAAUGACAAGAAUCCGAAAUUAUUUAUUUCUGGCAGUUCAAAUACACAUCUUGAUCACAAGUCAAUUCGAUUAUUACGAAAGAAACAAAUUGUUGUUGCCGUAAUACCGAAGGGGUGUGCUAUGUAUAUUCAAGCACUCGAUGUUUAUGUGUUUUCAAUAUUUAAAAAGCAUUACUAUGAUUGCUCAGAAGAGUAUAUUGAGAAAGCAUGUGGUCGCUUGAAGGCCAAGCUCGCUGCAUCAGAAUCAAGAGUUCUAUGUACACGACUUACUUUGAUUGCAUGGAAAAGAACAGUUUUUGCUAUUGAUUUCAGGGAAAGUUUUCGUGAAAUUGGGUAUACAUGGGCCGAUCAUGUUACACCAAUAAAGCUUCAUACUCUUCCUGGAUAUAUGUACGAUCCGAGUGAUCGUAACUUGACUUGUUCAAUCGAAGAAAACGAGAUAGAUUUUAGUAUUUCUAGCAAAAUGGCUAAAAAGCAAUUGAAGUUGACUGACUUUUGGUGA